AAUAUGAAGCAGUUAAGAAAAAAAUGUAUUACAUUUGGACUGAUGUUUAUAAUAAGUAUAGAAAUUGUAAUUUGCGGGGGGUUUGAAUCAAUGUAUAAGAAAAAUUCAAGUACAACAAAUAAUCCAAGCACAAGUAGUACACCAUUGCUGUGGGGUAUGCAUAACAAUUAUAGUUCUGUUUCAUCUGACAAUACUAACCAACCUAUGCAAGCAGAUGACCAGCCAUUAGAUCUAUCUAAUCCAAAUAAAAGACUCCGUGAUACAGACAACAAUACUCAAAAUUCUAACGCUAUCAAAAGAGCUCGUUAUAUGGGUAUGAAUAACUCGUCAAUACAUAUAAUUCCAAAAACAAUAAUAGAUCUAACAUCAGAGCCGGCCCCAGAAAUGCCUUUAAAAGAAACUUCAGAACUAACCACAUCCACUACUAUUAAUCCUCUUAGAGUUGAUUCUAACAGUAAGUUGGUUAUAGCCAGUG
Messenger RNA from Nematocida parisii ERTm1, 475 nucleotides. RefSeq lists its product as uncharacterized. The annotation marks the transcript as partial. The record is from RefSeq and is a predicted model, not a curated record. The transcript has a single exon. NCBI's taxonomy places the organism in Eukaryota, Fungi, Microsporidia.